Molecule: messenger RNA, 660 nt
Organism: Salvia splendens (bonfire salvia)
Lineage: Eukaryota; Viridiplantae; Streptophyta; Magnoliopsida; Lamiales; Lamiaceae
Product: DNA ligase 1
Exons: 4
Coding region: 1-660 (219 amino acids)
Biological process (GO): DNA recombination; DNA repair
Molecular function (GO): DNA ligase (ATP) activity; DNA binding
Source: RefSeq, a predicted model, not a curated record
AUGCCCGGCUCUUCCCGCUCAUCUUUUGAUCUUCUCAUGGCCAAUGCUUCCAAGAAGAAAAAUCAACCGUCCAAGGCUAAAGAAUCAUCACCACCGAAACGCAAAAGCCCAUCUAAACCCCAAUCCCAAACCCCUGAUUUACUUCCACAAAAGGAAGACACACCUGAAAAUCAAGAUAUUGUGCAGAAUUCGAGUUCCUGUGAAAUCGGUGGAUUGAAAGAUUCAGAUUCAAAUCCAAUUCAGACUAGUAGUAGUAAUGCCGACAAAGGCUUGGUGGCGGCGAAGAAGCCGAAGUUGUCAAUUACGCCAGAGGAGAGUGUAUCGGAGUUGAAGAAAAAGGCUGUAGAAUUCAAAGCGAACAAGGAAAACGGGUGCCUUUCAUGUUUUUGGCAAAGACGUUGGAGGCUGUCUCUAAGGAGUCAGGCAGGGAUCGCACCUGCUCAUGAGGGUUUGGAGCUUGGUAUUUGGGAAUCCUCGAUUAUCAAGGAACUUGCUGAGGCUUGUGGUGCUAAAGAAGCACAUAUUAAGAAGCAAUACGAGGUGUCUAUGGUGCCUUUCUCCUUGCUUGUUAUGAUAACGACAAAGAAGAAUUCCAAAGCAUAUGCAAAAUUGGAACUGGAUUUUCUGAAGCUAUGCUUGAAGAACGUUCUUCUAGACUGA